Messenger RNA from Lactuca saligna, 1116 nucleotides. The record is from the annotation of a GenBank genome assembly. NCBI's taxonomy places the organism in Eukaryota, Viridiplantae, Streptophyta, Magnoliopsida, Asterales, Asteraceae.
AUGCAGAAAAAACUAAAAAAAGGGGGUAAGGGUGCAAAGAAGGGAGGGAAGAAAUCUGAUGAUAAGGAGGGAUCUUCUGCAAUUACGAAACCUUCUACCAAAAAGCGAAAGGCACCAGCAACGUCUUCUAUUGCUGCUCCUAAAAGACGAAAACAGCCCACUCGUAAGCGAAAGUCUCCCACUCCAAAUCUAGUUCGCAAUGAAGAGCCUCGUGUUCAUAAUGAUGGAGAGAUUAUGAACCUUGAGGUAACCCAAACGAUCAAUGAAUUUGUUCUUUCUCCUCCUCCUUCUCCUAAAACUACUACUACACUUAUUACUAUUGCACCUUGUCUUCCACCCGUUUCUUCAUCACAACAAACAAGUAUUCCUCUUUCUACUCCAAUCUUCACUGAAUCCACACCACCACCAACUACAUCAGCCACACCUGCUAUUUCGGUCAACACAUCGGAUUUCGGGGCUAGAGUCUUAGGUUUCACCACCACUUAUGUUUCUCCACCUAUUUCCCUUUUUCGCACUGAUGAACCAGACAUGAUUUAUGGGGAUGGUGACCACGAUAAGUUCCAGUCUUCCAUUUCAUCUCAACUCUCCAAGAUUCAUGAUGAUCUAGCAAUGGAAAGAAAAAUAAUGGACGCACUCACUGUGAAGGUUGAGAAGGCAAAGACACUCUCGUUAAAGCUCGAACAAUCGGAGAAACAGGUCCAAGAUCUGUUAUCAGAGAAGGAAGUUAUGAAAAGUUGCAUCUAUGAUGUCACUGCCUUGCUCUCAGAUCUUAUUGAAGCCAGGGAUCUGAUGAUUCUCCUCAAUAAACUUUUCUCUGAUGAUCCCAUCAUUGACAACGAAGAAGAGGAAGAGCUUGAUGAAGCAGAGUUGAAAAGGAGAAAGGAUCACGAAGCAGAGAUGGACGAACAUCAAUGUAUUAUACGUGAAGUUGAAGCCAAGGAGAAGGCAGAAAAAGAAGCUCAGGUGACACUUGAGAGCAAAAAGCUUGUGUUUCCUACGUGGACUCUGAAGCAUCUUCAAUACGAAGUUGUUGACAUGCCAAGAGAAUAUUGUUUAGAGCCUGUUGUAUCCUUUGAACUUCAAAACAUCUGGACUCACAGCUUGAUCUACCAGUGA